Molecule: messenger RNA, 1641 nt
Organism: Cyphellophora attinorum
Lineage: Eukaryota; Fungi; Ascomycota; Eurotiomycetes; Chaetothyriales; Cyphellophoraceae
Product: Increased rDNA silencing protein 4
Exons: 1
Coding region: 1-1641 (546 amino acids)
Molecular function (GO): protein binding
Source: RefSeq, a predicted model, not a curated record
AUGACUGACAGCCGGAAAUGGCGCCCACCGGUCGCGCCGAAGCCUUCCCUCCAAGUCCCUACUGCACGUCAGCGCGAUGUCUCCCCAGCCCUACAGGGAGCCGCGCUGGCCUUCAGCCCUCCACCGAAGCCGGCGGCCGCAGCUCAGACACCGACAACGAUCAAUGCAUUGGGAGCUGCCACUGUAGCAGAGCGGGCGAACAGAGAACAGAUUCGGAAACAUACGACCGGUGAGAGGGAUUCGACAUCUCCUGUCAGAGGUCGGUCGUACCUAAUACCUCAGCGCACUGCUGAAAACGACACGAUAAGCAAGCAUCCACUGCAGCGGACCGCCUCAGAAAUCGCAGCGAAGGCAGCGAGCGCCAACAGCAGUCCUGCACGGGGACCACCGGUCAAGCGACGUGAGCGGCCGCCUAUAAUUCCAACGCGAUCGUCCUCUCGGGAGUCCUUCGUCAGGCGUGGUCGAUCACCACUGAACGAUACUUUCAGUGCAGUAGAUCUGCCAGUCGCUAAUGGCUCGCUUGCCUCACCAUCCUCACAGCCUCAGCUAGAUCUCGAUCGCGUCCCUCAGCUGGCACAACCCACGAGCCGAGGCAUCAUGCCCCCUUCGCCCGAGCCCAGGCCUGCUCCCAAGGUAGCACCGAAGCCUCCCGUAAGCCGGUCGUUUCUGCCAGACAUUAACUCGAGCACCAUAAGUAGAAGUGAACCGCCUCCAAAGCCGCCGUCCAAGCGACAACCAAACAAAGCCCGCAAAGUUGAUCCUACAGUCGAAGCGGUCAACGUAAGCACUUACGGUUCCACUGAGCCAGAAGAGGAACUCGAAACCUAUCAGCAUGUCAAAGUUCCACAAGCCCAGCAAGAGUCGUCGCGGCCUAUAUCAAUUCCUCUAAGACCGGUCGGAGGCACCUCGCCACGCCAUGUGGACCAGUCUCCGAGGAGCUUUGGAACUAGCAUGACGGCACAGAGACUCGCUGAUGCAAUGGUCGCCUCUUCACUUGCAUCGUCGCGACAGGGCUCAAGAGCUACGUCACCCUUGAAGCAUCCGCCCGCACUACCGCGCCGACGAUCACACUCUAUGGACUUCUUGCGAGCCAGUCACACAGGAGACAGGAAGGCCCCUCUUAAGCCGCCACCUAGGCGCGCUAUGAAGCAAACCUUACGAAAACAUUCUCCAGAGCCGGAGGAGGAGGACGAGACCAAACGCGGUCGGCGACACAUCAUAAGGAAGCACCCGAACAAGCAUCAUGAAGGCGAUCGAAAGCGCUGGCGCGACAAAGUCACGGAACGAGAACGCAAGCGGUACGAGGGAGUGUGGGCAGCAAAUCGUGGAUUCCUGCAUGAGUUUGAGAGUGAUACCGUGAGACGGAAAUGGCCACGAGACGCCAACGCUGAUGAUAUGGUACUCAAUGUGGUAGUGCAGGAGGUAUGGAACCGAAGUCGGCUGCCAUAUUACGCAUUAGAAGAAAUCUGGACGCUAGUUGCUGGCAGCGCGAACGACAUGGCUCUGACCAGGGACCAGUUCGUGGUUGGCUUAUGGCUCGUCGAUCAGAGGUUGAAGGGCAGGAAACUGCCGGUGAAGGUUUCGCCGUCAGUUUGGGCGUCUGUGCGAAAUGUUGGCAUUAAAGUAAAGAAGCAUUACUAG